Phymastichus coffea is the source of this 996-nucleotide messenger RNA. Its product is annotated as erlin-1-like. Lineage: Eukaryota; Metazoa; Arthropoda; Insecta; Hymenoptera; Eulophidae. Gene Ontology annotation, molecular function: cholesterol binding; ubiquitin protein ligase binding. Bases 1 to 996 code for a protein of 331 amino acids. The record is from RefSeq and is a predicted model, not a curated record. The transcript is spliced from 4 exons. Gene Ontology annotation, cellular component: endoplasmic reticulum membrane; endoplasmic reticulum. Gene Ontology annotation, biological process: SREBP signaling pathway.
AUGAUUGAUCAAAAAAUUAUUGGUAUGUGCUUUUUGAUCUGCCUAGCAGUUGUUUUCAAUUUUUCUUUACAUCGUAUUGAAGAAGGUUAUGUUGGUGUUUAUUUCAGAGGAGGUGCAUUAUUACCUCAUGUUAGUACUCCAGGAUUCCAUAUGAUGAUACCACUUUUAACAACGUUCAAACCAGUCCAAGUGACUUUACAAACAGAUGAGAUAAAAAAUGUUCCUUGUGGGACUAGUGGCGGUGUUAUGAUUUACUUUGAUAGAAUAGAAGUUGUAAAUGUAUUAGAUGCUGGCAGUGUGUAUAACAUUGUAAGAAAUUAUACAGCUGAUUAUGAUAGAUCCUUAAUAUUCAAUAAGAUUCAUCAUGAGUUAAAUCAAUUUUGUUCUGUUCACACAUUACAUGAGGUUUACAUUGAUUUAUUUGAUCAAAUUGAUGAAAAUCUGAAGACUGCUUUACAAAGAGAUCUAAAUGAAAUGGCUCCAGGCUUAAGUGUCUUAGGUGUAAGAGUAACUAAACCGAAGAUUCCUGAAACCAUUAGGAAAAAUUAUGAGCUUAUGGAAGCAGAGAAAACAAAAUUGUUAAUUUCAACUCAACAUCAAAAAGUUGUUGAAAAAGAUGCUGAAACUGAUAGAAAGAAGGCUAUAAUUGAAGCUGAAAAAGAAGCUCAAGUAGCGAAAAUCCAAUACAAUCAGAAAAUCAUGGAAAAAGAAUCACUUCAACGUAUGGCAGCCAUAGAGGAUGAAAUGCAUCUAGCAAGAGAAAAGAGUCGUUCCGAUGCAGAUUAUUAUCAAAUGGCAAAGCAAGCUGAGGCAAAUAAAUUGCUAUUAACAAAAGAAUAUCUAGAACUUGAAAAAUACAAGGCCUUAUCACAAAAUGCUAAAGUGUUCUAUGGGCCAGAUAUUCCUAAGAUGUUUUCACUUGGUGGCUGUGGUGAGAAAUCAAUGAGUCCAGUCCAUGGUAUUGCCUUAGGAAAAGAUGAAACGGUCACUGAGUAA